This is a messenger RNA of Menidia menidia (Atlantic silverside), 2833 nucleotides long. The record is from the annotation of a GenBank genome assembly. Lineage: Eukaryota; Metazoa; Chordata; Actinopteri; Atheriniformes; Atherinopsidae.
CGGAAACCCGUGUCCUUUAAAGCUCGAGGGCGAUUGAUGGAGGAGGACAUUUAGUCCGUGCACCGUUGUAAUUGAUAGCUUAAUCUCGGACUCUCUCGUCUGCUCCGCAAUGGCAUCCGACGAGCUGGCUCGGAAGCUGCAGUCCCGACUCUCCGCUGCGCUGGACGGGGACGGCCCGGUGCCCAGAACCGAGCCGAGCCCGGUCCGGACCAAAGCGCCGGAGCACGACGACGCAGCAACCGGCGGAGGAGGCGGCGAAGGCGGUGGCGAUGCUCCGUGCGAGCUGUUCGCCAAGCUGAACCGCAGGCUGGACAUCAACGACGGGACUGCUGCCCCUCAGGCGGUCCGCAUCUUCAACCCCUACACGGAAUUCAAGGAGUUCUCCCGCCAGCAGAUUAAGGACAUGGAGGCGAUGUUCAAGCGGUAUGACACAGGGAAAGAUGGCUUCAUUGACCUGAUGGAGCUUAAACUAAUGAUGGAGAAGCUGGGAGCUCCACAGACUCACCUCGGGCUCAAGAGCAUGAUCAUAGAGGUUGAUGAAGACUUUGAUGGAAAACUGAGCUUCAGAGAGUUCCUCCUGAUCUUCCGUCGGGCAGCGGCUGGAGAGUUACAGGAAGAAAGCGGCCUGAUGGCUCUCGCCAGAUUGUCAGAGAUCAACGUCUCCACUGAGGGAGUGAUGGGGGCCAAGGACUUUUUUGAAGCCAAGGCCCAGGCUUUGUCUCGCGGGAGCAAGUUCGAGGCUGAGAUUCGAGAGGAAAAAGAGGCGCGCUUGAGAGAAGAGGAGGACAAAAAGCAGCGACAAGCUGCUUUCAAGCAGCUGCAGUCGACUUUCUGCUCCUGACCUUAUCAGUUAACAAUUCUUAAAACCUCUUAAGGGUUUAAAAUACUACUUAUCCCUAACAUCCCCAGAGUACUCCCAUAGUAAGUGGUAGCAAAAUAGACUUAUGCAAAAAUGGAUAUGCUUGGGGAAAGAUACACUACACAUCACAUACCACAUAUUCAGUCAUUCUGGAUAUUUAAGAGAUUAUUUAAAGACAAUGUGUAUGCAAAAAACAAUCCGACAAAUCUCCCAAAUGCUUCUCAACCGUUUUGUCAUGGGAUUAUUUAGUUAGUGUCGUUAGUUUUCUGACUUCACAUUGUUCACAUUGUUCACGAAGCAGCUUUAAAAUCCAACUUUGGUCUUGUUUUUUCCGUACAAAGUUGUUUCCUUUUUAACUUUAAAACACUUAUUGUGGGCUACGUAAAAUAGUCAAAUAUAGCAUAAAUACCACAAAGAAGGAUAAAGGUAAUAAUGAUCGUAAAAUAGUAAACACUAAGAUUACAGAUUUUUUGCCUCCACAAACUUCAGCUAUGACAGUAAGUCUUGGUGUAGUUUACUGACCAAACACAGCAUACUUUCCUUGGCCUUUAACAAAUUUCAAAUAUUCACAUUUGCACCACCAAAUGUUGAGGGCGGCUUGUUAUUGAACUAGAUAUAACUAACUAUAAAAACUAAAUGUAAAUUGAAGUGUUUUUUUUUUGUUUCGGUAUAUUGUACGUAUGCUUAUUUGUUUACUGAUAUGGUUCUUACAUCUGUUUCCGAAGAAAUCUCAACAGAUUUGAAAAUGUGACAAAUGUUUACUUGUUAAAAUAAUCAAAUGUUUAAAAAAACAGAUGUUUUUUUUUACUUUUGCUGCUGCUAUUUUGUGUUAUCGGGUCCAGCGGCUUGUCGUUUUAGCACGUUGAUCUUGAAUUGAAUUAAUGGUAAUAUCCUUCCAGAGAAGGACUAAACAGUUUCCUCAGAGAUUAAAAUGGUCUAAUAUCCAACCAGUAGGUGGCAAUGAAGCCUACAUUAAAAACAUCACAACACAGGAGAAAAAUUUACAGCAUGGCAGUAGUUUUGGGUGGAAUUCUCUAAUUUAUUUAGAUAAUUAAAGAUAUAAGUCACCAUUAUAGAUAUGCGGGAACUUAGUUAUGUAAUGAUAUAGUGCUAUUGACUUUCCACUUUCAUUCUAAGACUGGAAAGUGGAAUUUUGAGGUAGACUUGUUAACUCCAUGAAGAAAACACACAACUUUGCAUGAGCAUAAAGUCUCUUUGGUGAAGGCGGACUGACAACUGCACAAAAGAGAGAAAAUCAAUUAUUUUUUCUUUCAGUGUUCCGUUUAGGACAGCAUGGCAGAAUUUUCCAAACUCAGACUUCAGUCUGUAUUAAAUUUGACUGUAUUCACAGAAAAUGUCAACGGAAACAGGCUGGUCAAUUUAUGGAGUUAAAGGCCUACAAGUCACUCAAAAGAAAGAAAUAAUAUAAAAAACAAAUGGUAUUUUCACAGAGUAAUGAAACCACUAUUUGUUUUCAACAAGAAUAAAUCUAUAUUUUUAAAAAAUAUGACACAAAUUAAAUUCCAUUGCUGUUUUCACUUGACAAAGAAAUCAUCCAAUAGAAUGCCAAUGAAAAUAUAUCGAUUUAUCCAGCACUGACAUAUAAACUUAAGGAUAUGGAUGUUUAUUUCUUUGACUGAUAUAGGUAAUUUAUUUUCACAAAUUAGAAUUUGGUGCAAAAAGAAUCUCUGUCAGCAUUGUAAUAUGUAUGUAUAUUCCCUGUAUCUGCAAUGUCUAAUAUGAAUAUGCUGUAACAAAUCUUUAUUUUUAGACAGGCUGGUAAGUUUUAUCUCUCAUGUGGUAAAUAUGGAAAUAUAUAGAAUUUAACAACAUUUCACAGAUUUAAUGAACUAAAGUAAAAGAUGAAAUUGCUUAUUACAAAAUAAUAUGUUGUGAUCUAUUUUUUUGUUGUUGUAGUGUACUGUAAUUACGAUGAGUCUGAAAAAAUAAAAAGCUCCUUUAAUGUUAACUGCA